This is a messenger RNA of Paramecium tetraurelia, 2910 nucleotides long. RefSeq lists its product as uncharacterized. The transcript has 9 exons. The record is from RefSeq and is a predicted model, not a curated record. Lineage: Eukaryota; Ciliophora; Oligohymenophorea; Peniculida; Parameciidae. Gene Ontology annotation, molecular function: ubiquitin protein ligase activity; cysteine-type deubiquitinase activity. Gene Ontology annotation, biological process: protein polyubiquitination.
AUGAUUAAUCAUUUCUUGCAUAAAUGGCACCAACCUUUAGGAGAUCCUAUUGAAUAUGAGGAAAUCAAGAGAUAUGAUGAUGGAAGAAGAAGAUAUGAUAAAACAAUAAGGGACAAGGGUGGAAUAGAGUACUAUUUAGUAUCAAAAAAAUUUAUUAAAUAAUGGAAAUAUUAUGUGGAUUAUUAUGAAGAAAUGGGAGAUCAAUAAAAGGAGGCCAGGAAGAAACCUGAUAAAAUGAAUUCAGAUUUGAUAUGCAAUGAAAAGGUUUUUAAAUAUAUACCUGAAGAUCAUGUUUAUAAUUCCAGCAUUCGUUAUUUGGAAAAUGAAUGGGAUUAUGAAUACAUUCUUAAAGAAGUCUUUGAUAUAUUUAAAGAGAAAUACUCAUCAAUUGAACCAUAAAAACGAAUUGGAUUCUAUUCCGAGAACGAAAAAAAAAAGGUUGUGUAUCCCAAUUUGGCUAGAUUUACAUUGAUCUACUAGUCUGUAAGAGACAACAAAUUUUACAGUGUCAAAGCCUAAGUAGACUAUCAUUCUGAAAUCAAAGCUUGGUUAGACCUAUUAAAAGCGACAUUCCAAGAUGAAUUCAAACAAAAAUAAAUUAGCAACAUCAGAAUCUGGUUACCGAGACAUUAACACCUCCAAGUUGAUCUGCUAACCGAAUAGAUAGAAUAAACAAUGCUUAUCGAUGGAGAUGUCUUAUAAGAGAAUCUCAUGAUCUUCCAACUGUAAUCAAAUAGGGAUAAUUGUUUGAUCCUCGAUUUCGAAUCAGAACAAUGGCAAUUUAAUAAAAUGGAUUAGUAAUAGUAAAUUGAAUAUGAUAUUGAACUCCUGUUUAACAGAGCUUCCAAGGGUUGUGGUAAAUAUGUAUGUGAUUUUCCAUAAUGCAAAUUGAACAAUGGUUUUCUAGAACAGGAUUUUAGUUAAGACGACAUCAAAGGGAUUUGUUAAUAGUUGGUAGAGAAUGAGGAAGUCAAUUGGGAAUAAUUAUGCUAUCCAGUGAAAAGUAUCAAUGAUAAACUGAGUCCAUUUCAAACCUCUGAAUUUCAAUUAGAUUUGCGUGAAGCCACUCUCAGAAUCUCCUUUUAAUUGGAAAUAUUUGGAGCAUCUUUCGUUGAAAACUAUUACAACAAGGCUGGUAUAUAUCAAAUUGAUCCUCAAACUGCAGAGGUUGAUACUAACCUCAUUAUUGAGACUUAAAAAAGAUUCAUCAAAUACAAAGGGGAUUUCAGUUUAAUUAUAAAUAAUUUAUUUUCUCAAAGGGAAAAAAACUUAGAACCAUUAACUAAUUUAUAUCAAUUGAGAGCACUAUAUUUGAUAUUAUAAUUUCGUAAAUUCUUGGAAUCCAUUAUUGAUGAAAAAUCUCAAAUAAUUUUGAAGAUCAUAAGAAGACUAAAUAAACCAUAAAAACAAUAGUUAUCUAGAUGGUUUACAAAUCUCUCAAAGGCAGAGUUUGAAGAGACAACUAAGGUUGUUAAAAAAUUAAUAAAUUCUGAAAUUUUAAGACAAUAACACACUCCUCUGAUGCCAUUUUUAGAAAUAGAUGACAUACAAAAGAUGGUAGGUUUAUUUGAAUUAUUUCAAAUUUUACAAAUUUCUAAUAAAAUGAACACUAGAAUAUAGUCUUCAGAUUUUGUAAUUGAUUUGAUAACGAAGUUGUAUAAGUAAGAUGCAGACAAAGAGGAAUUUUCACAAUUUCGUUAUUAUGCAGCUAAGUAAUGGAGAAAUUAUUCGUUUACUUUUUGUUUAUAUGCUUGGUCCAUCCCAAUUGAGUUUAAAUCAAAGUUGUUGAGUCUGGAUUGCAAAGUCAAAUAACAUGAUAGCAUGAGUCAUUCAGUAAAAUAUCAUUUUACUGGACAAGCUCCGUAUUUAAAUUUAUCAAUUGAGAGAAACAAUAUUAUAGAAUCAGCUAUUAAGUAAUUAUAAAUAACGCAUAUCCCACUUAAGAAUCCUUUAAAAGUGUAAUUUAUAGGAGAAUAAGGAGUGGACGAAGGAGGUCCAAAAAGAGAAUUCUUCAGAUUGAUGAUGGAGAAAUUGAUUUCGCCAGAUUAUGGCAUGUUUAUCCCUAAAAACAAUGGAACCAUGUAUUGGUUCAAUCCGUAGUCCUUUGAAAUUCCUAUAUACUAUUCUUUGAUAGGGAAGUUGUUAGGAUUGGCUCUCUAUAAUUAAGUGUUGCUGGAUGUACGAUUCCCAACUGUCUUAUUCAAAAAGUUAUAGAACGAAAAGGUUACUGAAGAGGAUUUGAAAGAAUUGGAUAUGGAAAUCUAUACAGGAUUUUAGUAUUUGAGAGAACAAACAGAUUCUAAUCUAAUAUAGAGUCUGACUUUAAACUUUAAUGCUAGUUAUGUUGUGUGGGGAGAAGCAUACUUUGAUGAUUUGAAACCUAAUGGAUUUUAAAUUAAUGUCACCAAAGAUAAUAGAGAGGAAUAUAUUGAAUUAUAUACUGAUUGGUACUUAAAUAAACUGGUGAAACACUAAUUUGAUUUAUUAUAUUCAGGGUUUAAAUCUGUGGUUGAUGGUGAUGGUAUUAAGUUAUUCUCAGGAGAAGAGUUACAGGCCCUAAUAAUUGGUUUGCCACAUUUUGACCUUAAAGAUCUAGAAUUAGUUACAAAAUACGAUGGGUUCGAUGAUAAGUCUGAGUACAUAAGGUACUUCUGGAGUUGCAUUCAUUCUUUGAGUAUUGAGAUGUAAAAGAGAUUUUUGUUUUUCUGUACUGGGACUGAUAGGAUCCCUGUGGGAGGACUCAAAUCAAUUAAGUUUGUUAUUUAAAAGCAUGGUGAAGAUACUGAGUAAUUGCCAUCUGCUCAUACUUGUUUCAACGUUCUAUUAUUGCCACUUUACAAGAAGAAGGAAACAUUGAAGGAUAAACUCAUGAUAUCUUUGGAUAACGCAGAAGGCUUUGGAUUAAUGUGA